Molecule: messenger RNA, 3813 nt
Organism: Perognathus longimembris pacificus (Pacific pocket mouse)
Lineage: Eukaryota; Metazoa; Chordata; Mammalia; Rodentia; Heteromyidae
Gene: Slc12a4
Product: solute carrier family 12 member 4
Exons: 24
Coding region: 76-3333 (1085 amino acids)
Biological process (GO): chloride transmembrane transport; chemical synaptic transmission; potassium ion import across plasma membrane
Cellular component (GO): membrane
Molecular function (GO): potassium:chloride symporter activity
Source: RefSeq, a predicted model, not a curated record
GAGCGGGCGGGGCGCUCCGACCCCGGGCAGCGGGCGCAGCCGGCGAGCGGCCGGGACGGCGGGCGGGCGCGCGCGAUGCCGCACUUCACCGUGGUGCCGGUGGACGGGCCGCAGCGCGGCGACUAUGACAACCUCGAGGGGCUCAGCUGGGUGGACUACGGGGAGCGCGCCGAGCGGGAGGACUCGGACGGACAGAGUAAUCACAGAGAAAGCAGCCCUUUCCUUUGCCCAGUGGAGGCCUCCAGAGGAAGUGACUACUAUGACAGGAACUUGGCACUAUUUGAGGAGGAGUUGGACAUUCGCCCAAAGGUGUCGUCUCUUCUGGGCAAGCUUGUCAGCUACACCAACCUCACCCAGGGUGCCAAGGAGCAUGAAGAGGCCGAGAGUGGGGAAGGCGCCCGCCGGAGAGCAGCCAAGGCACCCAGCAUGGGCACUCUCAUGGGGGUGUACCUGCCCUGCCUACAGAACAUCUUUGGAGUCAUCCUGUUCCUGCGGCUGACCUGGAUGGUGGGCACCGCUGGGGUGCUGCAGGCCCUCCUCAUAGUGCUCAUCUGCUGCUGCUGUACUCUGCUGACAGCCAUCUCCAUGAGUGCCAUCGCCACCAAUGGCGUGGUUCCAGCUGGGGGCUCCUAUUUCAUGAUCUCUCGCUCACUGGGACCAGAAUUUGGAGGUGCUGUGGGUCUCUGCUUCUACUUGGGAACAACAUUUGCAGCAGCUAUGUACAUCCUGGGAGCCAUCGAGAUCUUGCUGACCUACAUUGCUCCACCAGCUGCCAUUUUUCACCCAUCGGGUGCUCACGAUACAUCAAGUGCCACUUUGAACAAUAUGAGGGUGUAUGGGACCAUUUUUCUGACUUUUAUGACCCUAGUGGUAUUCGUUGGUGUCAAGUAUGUGAACAAAUUUGCCUCGCUUUUCCUGGCCUGUGUGAUCAUCUCCAUCCUCUCCAUCUAUGCUGGGGGCAUCAAGUCUAUUUUUGACCCUCCUGUGUUUCCGGUAUGCAUGCUGGGCAACAGGACCCUGUCUCGGGACCAGUUUGAUAUCUGCGCCAAGACGACGGUGGUGGACAACGAGACAGUAGCUACUCGGCUGUGGAGUUUCUUCUGCCAUAGCUCCAACCUUACCACUGAUUCCUGUGACCCCUACUUCCUACUCAACAACGUGACUGAGAUCCCUGGCAUCCCUGGUGCGGGUGCUGGCGUGCUCCAUGAAAACCUGUGGAGUGCUUAUCUGGAGAAGGGCGAGGUGGUGGAGAAACGUGGGCUGCUCUCCACAGACACCAUCGGCCUGAAGGAGAACCUGUCCCUCUAUGUGGUGGCUGACAUCGCCACAUCCUUCACUGUGUUGGUUGGCAUUUUCUUCCCCUCUGUAACAGGUAUCAUGGCUGGCUCCAACCGCUCUGGAGACCUCCGCGAUGCGCAGAAGUCCAUCCCGGUGGGGACCAUUCUGGCCAUCGUGACCACCUCACUUGUGUAUUUCAGCAGUGUGGUUCUCUUUGGUGCUUGCAUCGAGGGCGUGGUGCUCCGGGACAAGUACGGCGACGGCGUCAGCAGGAAUUUGGUGGUGGGCACCUUGGCCUGGCCUUCACCCUGGGUCAUUGUCGUCGGCUCCUUUUUCUCAACAUGUGGCGCUGGACUCCAGAGCCUCACUGGGGCACCACGCCUGCUGCAGGCCAUCGCCAAAGAUAACAUCAUCCCCUUCCUCCGGGUGUUUGGCCAUGGGAAGGCAAAUGGUGAGCCGACGUGGGCACUUCUGCUGACAGCACUCAUCGCAGAGCUGGGCAUCCUCAUUGCCUCACUCGACAUGGUGGCCCCCAUUCUCUCCAUGUUCUUUCUGAUGUGUUACCUGUUUGUGAACCUGGCCUGUGCUGUACAGACGCUCCUGAGAACCCCCAAUUGGCGACCCCGAUUCAAAUACUAUCAUUGGGCGCUGUCCUUCCUGGGCAUGAGCCUCUGCCUGGCCCUAAUGUUUGUCUCCUCCUGGUACUAUGCUCUGGUUGCCAUGCUUAUUGCAGGCAUGAUCUAUAAGUACAUCGAGUACCAAGGGGCUGAGAAGGAGUGGGGUGACGGAAUCCGAGGCUUGUCCCUGAGUGCAGCCCGCUAUGCGCUAUUGCGGUUAGAAGAGGGGCCACCUCACACCAAAAACUGGCGGCCUCAGCUCCUGGUGCUGUUGAAGUUAGAUGAGGACCUUCAUGUGAAGUACCCACGGCUCCUCACCUUUGCUUCCCAGCUGAAGGCGGGCAAGGGCCUGACGAUUGUUGGCUCCGUCAUCCAGGGCAGCUUCUUGGAGAGCUAUGGCGAGGCCCAGGCUGCUGAACAGACAAUCAAGAACAUGAUGGAGAUUGAGAAAGUGAAAGGUUUCUGCCAGGUAGUGGUGGCCAGCAAAGUACGUGAAGGACUGGCUCAUCUCAUCCAGUCCUGCGGCCUGGGUGGCAUGAGGCAUAACUCCGUGGUACUGGGCUGGCCCUACGGCUGGCGACAGAGUGAGGACCCACGUGCCUGGAAGACCUUUAUUGACACCGUGCGCUGUACCACAGCUGCCCACCUGGCCCUGCUGGUGCCCAAGAACAUCGCUUUCUACCCCAGCAACCACGAGCGUUACCUGGAAGGCCACAUUGAUGUGUGGUGGAUCGUGCAUGAUGGUGGCAUGCUCAUGCUUUUGCCCUUCCUGUUGCGUCAGCAUAAGGUUUGGAGGAAGUGCCGAAUGCGCAUCUUUACAGUCGCCCAGAUGGAUGACAAUAGCAUCCAGAUGAAGAAGGAUCUUGCCAUCUUCUUGUACCACCUCCGCCUAGAGGCAGAAGUGGAGGUGGUAGAGAUGCAUAACAGCGACAUCUCUGCGUACACCUAUGAGCGCACACUGAUGAUGGAACAGCGGUCUCAGAUGCUGCGGCAGAUGAGGCUGACCAAGAACGAGCGGGAGCGAGAAGCACAGCUGGUCAAGGACAGGCACUCAGCCCUGCGGCUGGAGAGUCUGUACUCAGAUGAGGAGGACGAGUCUGCAGCAGCAACGGACAAGAUCCAGAUGACAUGGACCCGGGACAAGUACAUGACGGAGCCCUGGGACCCCAGCCACGCCCCUGAGAACUUCCGGGAGCUGGUGCACAUGAAGCCGGAUCAGUCCAAUGUGAGGCGCAUGCACACUGCUGUGAAACUUAACGAAGUCAUCGUCACACGCUCCCACGAUGCCCGCCUGGUCCUACUGAACAUGCCUGGCCCACCCAAGAACAGUGAGGGUGAUGAGAACUACAUGGAGUUCCUUGAAGUACUGACCGAGGGCCUUGAGCGAGUGCUGUUGGUGCGUGGAGGCGGCCGUGAAGUCAUCACCAUCUACUCUUGAGCCUAGUGUAGUCAUGUGGCCUAGAGUAGAGGUAUCCAGGGCAACCACCCCCACCCCACCACAUUACCUACUUGCCAGUUCGCUUUGCCCAGCCUUGCCUUGGACCAGCUUUGCUAGUGCUCCCAGGACACUGAGGCUGGGCCUGGCGAUGGAAAAUGGAUCUGAGGUUCUGUGGACUGUGGGAGGUUUGGGGACUUUCCCCCCCAGUAGGCCUAUCCUGGCUGAACAAAGGACUAGGGAGGCUGAUGUGGGGUUGGAAGGCCCAGCCUAGCCCAGCACUAUUUAUUAUCUAUUUAUUGUUUGGAUGUUACCAUCGGAGAGGAGGGGAAGGGCAGCAAGGGAGGGAGUUUGGCCCAGCCUGCCAGCAGGCAGACCUGGCUCUGACUACUGUGGGCAGGAACCCCCACGAAGCCUUGGGGAAUGGAGCUGUCCCAGCUGAGGCCUGACUUUUUUCAAUAAAACAUUGUGUACUUCUGGGCC